This is a messenger RNA of Orussus abietinus, 440 nucleotides long. RefSeq names its product histone H2A-like. Bases 45 to 428 code for a protein of 127 amino acids. The record is from RefSeq and is a predicted model, not a curated record. Gene Ontology annotation, cellular component: nucleosome. Lineage: Eukaryota; Metazoa; Arthropoda; Insecta; Hymenoptera; Orussidae. Gene Ontology annotation, molecular function: DNA binding; protein heterodimerization activity; structural constituent of chromatin. The transcript has a single exon.
UUCGUUGAGUUAUUAAGUUGAUACCUAUCGGUUUUCUUUCGACGAUGUCGGGACGGGACAGAACUGUUAAAUCCAAAGGCAAGGGAAAGAUAUCGAAAUCUCGAUCUAGUCGAGCGGGUCUUCAGUUUCCAGUUGGGAGAAUUCAUAGAAUCCUAAGAAAGGGAAACUAUGCCGAACGUGUUGGAGCUGGUGCACCGGUUUACCUAGCCGCAGUAAUAGAGUAUUUGUCGGCCGAAGUCCUCGAACUUGCCGGAAAUGCUGCGCGCGACAACAAAAAAACUAGAAUCGUUCCUCGUCACUUCCAACUUGCCAUCCGUAAUGACGAGGAAUUGAACAAAUUGUUGUCAGGAGUUACUAUAUCGCAAGGAGGAGUUUUACCCAAUAUCCAAGCCGUUCUACUACCCAAGAAAAGCGAGAAGAAAGCCUAAUGCCCUACAUAA